This is a messenger RNA of Dermatophagoides farinae (American house dust mite), 2553 nucleotides long. Lineage: Eukaryota; Metazoa; Arthropoda; Arachnida; Sarcoptiformes; Pyroglyphidae. The record is from RefSeq and is a predicted model, not a curated record.
UCAAUUUUUUUCGGGCCGAAAAUAAACCAAAAACAAUCUUCAUUGACAAAUGUUUUCAAUCAAAAAUGUGAAUGAUUAAAUUCUAUGGCCUGUCAUCUAUGAUUUAUUAAUUUAAAUUCAUCAUUUGAAAAUUUCAUCAACAUUUGAUUAACAUAAUUUAACACAAAACAACAAAACAACAACAACAACAACAACAAAAUAAUUAUUCAUGUAUUCAUCAUCUGUUGUACUUAUGGAACGUUGUGGCCAUCAUAAUGCUGAUGAUCAUGAUCAUGAUCAUGAUGAUGAAAUGAUCAUUAUACAGAAAACAACAAAGAUGAAAAUGAAACGAAAAUUAUCAAAUAAAUUCAUUAAAUGGUCAAAUAAGACCAACAACACCAUCAACACCACCGACGCCACCACAUUAUUAUCAAAAAGUUAUUUUCAAUCAUCAUUAACAACAAUAACAAGGUUUGAUUAUAUUACUACCAGAAUCAUCAGUAUCAUCAUCUGUAUUAUAAUCGCAUGUUUAUCAUCAUUACCAUUGAUUGUUUCAGCAUUCAAUAGUCCACCGGUAUUUGAUUUUAAACGAGAAAUAUUCGUGUCCGAAAAUACACCUGUCGGUCAAAUGGUAACGAUGGUACGUACGAUCGAUAAGGAAAAAGAUAUAAUCACCUAUGGUAUUGAUCCGGCACAUUGGAAUGAUGGAUCAAAAUAUUUUCGUAUCGAUGAAAAAACUGGACAGAUUUUUGUACGGGAAUCAUUAGCUGGUCAGGGUGGAAAUUUUCUCAACAUGUACAUCAAAGCCAAUGAUGGCCAUCAGACUGCCAAAAUUGAAGCUGUAAUCAGUGUAUCUAAAGCCACUGACAAAGGUCAAAUUGUUCAUUUUCCCGAUAUUCAUUUGCCACCAUCACAGAUUUUCAAUACAAAUAAUAUUCUUAUGAACAAAACUGAAACAAGACCUUAUCAUCCACCCACACCUAAAGAUGUUCCAUUGGAAACGUUAAGACCACAACGAAAACAAAGGCCACCAAUAACCAAAUUGAAUACAUUCAAUAAUCGAGUAAAAAAUGAAACUAAAAAUCAACAAUCAAUAACUGUUAAACCAGAUGUAGUAGAUCAUCGUGAUGAUCAUUAUGAACAGAUGCCUACGGAAGAUAAGCCACAUAGACAUUCAUCAUUACUUACCGAUAUUCUGUGGCCAAUAGGACCAUACAUUCUUGUCAGUAUAUUCGUACCGACCUUAUGUCUAAUAUUCUGGUGUUGGAUACAUAAACGUAGUAUGCCCAGUCGUAAUGCAAUAAAAACAUUUUCACAUAAAAUUAUCAACAAUAAUAUCGAAAGUAUCGAAACAACUACCAGUUCUUUUACCGGCGAUUUCGAUGUUUCAUUAUUCAAAAAUAGUGGACGUCAAUUCCAUGAAACAAGUGCCGAUAGCGGUAUGGGUAUUUCUAGAAUUUCAAAUCAAUGGGAAUUUCCUAGACAUCAUCUACGAUUCAUGCACAUUCUUGGUCAAGGUUGUUUUGGUCAAGUUUGGAAAUGUGAAGCAUUCAAUGGUAAUCAAACUGCAGCAACACAAACACAAAUUGUAGCCGUAAAAACAUUGAAAGAAAAUGCUGGUGAAAAAGAAAAACGUGAUCUACUUGAUGAAUUGCAAGUGAUGAAAAUACUUGAUCCACAUCCAAAUGUUGUUACAUUGAUUGCUUGUUGUACGGAACGUGAUCCAGUCUAUUUGAUAAUGGAAUAUGUACCAUAUGGUAAAUUGCAAAAAUAUCUGGCCGAUAGUCGUGAAGAUAUUGCCUAUGGUAGUAAACAACCACAUGAAAAACUUGAAUCACAUGAUCUGAUUUCAUUUGCAUAUCAGAUUGCCAAAGGAAUGGAAUAUCUAUCUUCCAAAGGCAUUAUACAUCGUGAUCUCGCCGCACGAAACAUUCUUGUUGGUCAUAAUAAAAUAUGUAAAAUUGCCGAUUUCGGUCUAGCCAAAUAUAAUCAGGAAAUCUAUGAACGUAAAUCUGAGGGUCGUUUACCAAUUCGAUGGAUGGCAAUCGAAUCAUUGAAAGAUUUCAUUUUUACAACCAAAAGUGAUGUAUGGAGUUUUGGUAUUCUAAUGUGGGAAAUUGUAACAUUAGGAUGUACACCAUAUCCUGGUUGGACUGCAUCCGAAGUAAUCAAAAAAGUUAGUGAAGGUUAUCGAUUAGAAAAACCUGAACAUUGUAAACGUGAAAUGUAUAAUAUAAUGUACUAUUGUUGGGAUCGUAAUCCUCAUCAUCGACCAUCAUUCAGUGAAUUAGUAUGUCUAUUAGAUAAUCUAUUCGGUAGUGAUGAUGAAUAUGUUGAAUUGGAUAGAUUUCCUGAUCAUUGUUAUUAUAAUCUAUUGAAACCACCGGGUUGUAAUAAUGGAAAUUCUGGUGAAAAAUUGUGAUCACACACACAUACACACACAUUCCUUGUUGAUUAAUGAACACAUUCAUAAAUGGCAUGGUUAUAUAUACUUAAUAUAGUUCCCGAUUUUUAUUUUAUUUUUUUUCUGUUUUCUUUUUUUAUAAAUUGUUGUAAAUAUAUUUUAAAAUAAUC